This is a messenger RNA of Cimex lectularius (bed bug), 1319 nucleotides long. RefSeq lists its product as uncharacterized. The transcript is spliced from 10 exons. Lineage: Eukaryota; Metazoa; Arthropoda; Insecta; Hemiptera; Cimicidae. The record is from RefSeq and is a predicted model, not a curated record. The coding region runs from base 127 to 1167 and encodes 346 amino acids.
CGAUGAACGUAUUUUUUUUCAACACGGCGCCAAUACCUGUCGGUUGUCCUUGUCAGUUCCCUGUAUUUUCGGCCUAACUUAUACUUUAUUUUUAUAAUUUAAUCUUUUCCUAUAAAACACGAACAAAUGGCUACUGAGACAAUGAGGGAACUCAUUGUCAAAUGGAGGGAGGAAAGGCUAAUGAAAUAUAAACAGAGGCUGGAAUCUAAAAAUGGCGGUAAACCUAUACCGCAUUUGUCUAAAAUUUUAGGAAUAAAAUUAACUUCAACUGAAUCACAAAACCUAGUCGUCAAGCAUGUACAAGUGUUGCCUCCUACUAAAAUGACUGUAUUAAAAUGUAGAAACCAACCGCCUAAAAUAAUACCAAAGGAAACUAAACUCAGUUUACAAAGGAAGCAAUUAAAAAAUCCAGAUUUUUUAUUUCGCUUAAACUUUCCGAAACAGCAAAUAAACCAAAACAGACUUGCUACCAACAUUCAGAGCAAUGAGAAAAGCAGAAAUACAGAAAAAGUCAAAUCACCAGUUCCUAAUCAUGAAAGUAUUCUUGUUGUAAAGGGACUAGACAAAUGGUUGCAAAGCAGGGGGAAAAUUCGAGAAUUUUCAAAACUGAAACAAAUUGAAAAUAUUGAGCCGUUAACAAACAAGGAGAUGCAAAAUGAUGUGCAGCCCAGCCCACCACAGAUUGGUGUAUCAUAUUAUAAAGAUCUUGUAGAAGAGCUGUGUGCCCUAAUCCGUUCUGGCUAUCCUUUGCAUAACGGAGAACAGCUGCUACAGAACCUUUUAGAGUCUUGCUGUAAUCUUAAAGAUGAACCGAUAUAUUACGAGUGCAUGGCACUAAUAAACAAUAGAAGUAAAGAUGAAAGCGAAUCCAAAGAGAAUCGACCUACAAGCUCGCCCAUUGAUGAGAUAAAUAAAAAGUUGAAGGCUAUCAACUUAGAUGGCUCCUGGUUAAAUAAAGAGGUCCUUAAAGAUGAUGGCAAUACAAAAUCGUAUACGAUUAAGUUUGCAAUUUCCAAAAACAAGAAACUGAAUAUCGAUUACUACAGAUGUCGGUUGUGGGAUUCUGGUGUACUCUGCCAUGACUCCGUGGCUUGGUGGUUCCUGGGUGGGAUGCUUAGACUCUCAAAGAGAAUUCUUGGUAUCCUGCUGGGUGUCGCCUUGCCGUGACAAGCCGCUCAGGUUGCGGCUUGGGUAGCAGGGUUCCCGUCGGUCGCAGUGCUCCAGUGGAGAUAAUACAGAUGGCGCUGUGGCAAAGGAGUUCUUGGUAACUCCUGUACGUAAAAGCAGAAGAUCUCAAUUUGCCACACCCUCUUCAAUAA